Lathyrus oleraceus (garden pea) is the source of this 1387-nucleotide messenger RNA. RefSeq lists its product as uncharacterized. Lineage: Eukaryota; Viridiplantae; Streptophyta; Magnoliopsida; Fabales; Fabaceae. The record is from RefSeq and is a predicted model, not a curated record. The transcript is spliced from 3 exons. The coding region runs from base 17 to 652 and encodes 211 amino acids.
CCCGGUGUUGGAGGUAAUGUUAUUUGAACGAGUAAAGAAGUUGCAACCAGAGCAAGUUAACACUUAUGUCUCAACCAUGCCCCCUGUCUUCAAAUACAAAACUUCUAGGAAUAGCUUAGUGGAAUGGGGUAAAAAGCUGGAAAGUUUGACCAUAACAGAUAUUGAAAAGUGCCACCAUUGUGUUCCGGAUGAACCCGAAAAUAAUGUUUUAUCCGAGGAGCGAAUUCAGGAGGAGAACCAGAUGCUUUCUGAAACUGUUGAGGUUUGUAUGGAGGAGUGCGAUAACGCUGGUUUUGUGUCUGAAUUUGAGCACGAGUUACCAGAUGAAAGUGAUGAGGCUGGUUUUGAAAAGUUCAUUUCUUGUUAUCAGUUCUCGGAUAAGAGCGAUAACACUGGUUUGGAGCAAGAGGAUGCUGUUGAGCACGAUAAUGAGCCAGAGGUUGCUGUUCAGCCAGAGGUUGUUUAUGAGCCACAGGUUGCUGUUCAGCCAGAGGUUGUUUAUGAGCCACAGGUUGCUGUUCAGCCAGAGGUUGCUGUUCAGCAAGAAAUUACUCCCAGGUAUAAUUUAAGAAGACGCCCCAAACAAAGAAGUCCUCUCACUCUUAGUGGGAAAAAACAGAAGGCCAAGGGAACCAAUUGGCAAAAGAAUUAGCUGGAAAGCCUAUACAAGAAGCACCUCAAGACCAAACUUUUCCCAACACGCCUCAAAAGACGAUGGAAGGUAUGGGUCGUAGACUCCAGCACUUGAAAGGAUUGAGAACGGUAAGUAUACUAGUUGUCGAUAUUUGAACUUGAGUUAUAUAACAGAUUGGUUUAUGUUUUCUUAUUUUGAGCUUUGUAUCAUGUACAAUAGUCUGGGUUUGUGGUUUUGUAUUCUGAGCUUCGUAUGAUACAAAAUUUGUUGGUUUUGUGCCGUUUAUUUUGUAUUUGUUAGAUUGAAGGAAUGCUCUGCAUUCUCUUUUCAAAGGAAAAUACACUUUGUGUAUUAUUGAAUAUAUUGAAUGAAUGAAAACAGUUGCAACAGAAUUAUAUAUAGUUGAGUUAGUCUAACAGAAACCUAACAAACUCACUCAACCAUAAUGAAACAGUCAAAACAGAAAGCUAGUAAUAGCAGAAAGUAAGCAAAGUGCCUAAAGACUAGCUUAGCUCUAACACUCCCCCUCAAGAUCAAUGUGGUGGAAGAAGAACCACUUUGAGCUUGUUCCUUAAGUCUUGAAAGUUUGCACUUGAAAGAGGUUUUUUCAUAAUGUCAGCUAGUUGAGCUGAUGCAGUAACAUGUUGGAUCUUGAGUUUAUUAGCCAUGACUCUUUCUCUGACAAAAUGAAUAUCUAAUUCAAUAUGUUUUGUCCUAGCAUGUAGAAUAGGAUUAUGAGAUAAUAGCACAACA